Messenger RNA from Rodentolepis nana, 129 nucleotides. NCBI's taxonomy places the organism in Eukaryota, Metazoa, Platyhelminthes, Cestoda, Cyclophyllidea, Hymenolepididae. The record is from the annotation of a GenBank genome assembly.
AUGAUCCACAUUAGAGUUCUUCCAAAACUACGUGCUCUCUCAUUGGUUGGAUCUAUGCCAACUCAAAAAUGUAUCAAUCUGGCAACUACUUCAUCUCGACUUGUACAAGUCAAUAAGGUAGGCAGCUAG